AUGAUGGACACAACCUCUGAGCUGAACACUAGUUUCUCCCACACCGACUUCCUACUCAUGGGAUUCCCUGGGAUAGCAGUCUCCAGGCCUAUUCUGGUUAUCCCAUUCCUUUUCAUAUACAUAGGCAUUCUGAUGGGAAACUCUCUCCUCAUGUACAGGAUCUGGGUGGAACCGAGCCUUCAGUAUCCCAUGUAUUGGCUCAUCUCACUUCUAUUUGCCGUCAACUUGUCCUGCACCACCUCCAUCAUGCCAAAGUUCCUGUUGGGUCUUGCCUUUGGCCUGAAUCAUAUUUCCUUGAGUGGCUGUCUCAUUCAGAUGUACCUCAUCUACUCGGCAAUAGUGUUUGAGUCUGCACUAGUCUUGAUAAUGGCCUUGGACAGGUUUGUAGCCAUCUGCCGGCCGCUGCACUACCACGCCAUCAUGACCAAACAUCUACUGAUGUGGCUGAACGUCAUCAACGUGGCUCGAGUCCUCUUGCUUGUGUCUCCCAUAGUUGUUUCCUUCAUGAAGGUCCCAUUCUGCAGGUCCAACACUAUCCUGAGCUUUGCUUGUGAGAACAUGGGAUUGUUGAGCUUGGGCUGUGGAGACAUCUCUAAACUGCAAGUUAUUGGACUGAUCGUUCGGAUCUUGGUCUCGGUGGUGGAUGGAGGAAUCCUCUUUAUUUCCUACAUUAAAAUCCUCUACACGGCAAUGAAACUGGUCUCAGGGAAAGCCCACAAUAAAGCUCUGAGCACCUGUGGACACACCUGA
Messenger RNA from Xenopus tropicalis (tropical clawed frog), 750 nucleotides. It is a transcript of the gene or55g1, whose product is annotated as olfactory receptor family 55 subfamily G member 1. Gene Ontology annotation, biological process: signal transduction; G protein-coupled receptor signaling pathway; detection of chemical stimulus involved in sensory perception of smell. The transcript has a single exon. Gene Ontology annotation, cellular component: membrane. Bases 1 to 750 code for a protein of 249 amino acids. NCBI's taxonomy places the organism in Eukaryota, Metazoa, Chordata, Amphibia, Anura, Pipidae. The record is from RefSeq and is a predicted model, not a curated record. Gene Ontology annotation, molecular function: G protein-coupled receptor activity; olfactory receptor activity.